Molecule: messenger RNA, 924 nt
Organism: Paracoccidioides lutzii Pb01
Exons: 9
Coding region: 1-924 (307 amino acids)
Molecular function (GO): methyltransferase activity
Source: RefSeq, a predicted model, not a curated record
AUGGCAGUGUUACUGAGGACGAUUGUUGAUAAUUCCUACAGCACUGCCAGCGCCAGUUACGCAACUACGCUUGCUUCCAGCGUUAAAAACUAUGUAUAUGCGCCGAAUGAUGAAAUCGAACAAGAUCGAAUGGACUUGACGCAUCAUAUAUAUAAACUACUUUUAGGUGGUGAUAUAUACGUUUCGCCGAUUAAAUCGAAUGCACAGCGGGUUCUUGAUAUUGGUACAGGCACUGGAAUAUGGGCAAUUGACUUCGCAGACGCACACCCAGAGUCAGAGGUUAUAGGAAACGAUCUGAGCCCCAUCCAACCAUCAUGGGUCCCCUCGAACUGCUCGUUUGAAAUCGACGAUCUUGAAGCAGCAUGGCCUUACAGCCGACCAUUCGACUUCAUCCACGCACGCGAACUAGCCGGAUCGAUAUCAGAUUUUGACAAAUUAUUCGCACAGGCAUACAAGCACUUGACUCCGGGCGGGUUCUUUGAGAUCCAAUCGAUUGAACCAGCAUUCUACAGCGAUGACGGAACGCUCUCCAAGGCAAAAAAUGCAGUGAGAUGGGGGGAUUUAGUAUUGGAAUCUAGUGCAAAGUUUGGGAAGGCGUUGAAUGUCGUCCCGUCUCUGCCGGAUAAGUUGAAGAGUGUUGGAUUUCAGGAUGUUUCGACCAAUGUUUUGAAGCUCCCCAUCGGUUCCUGGGCCAAGGACAAGAAGUUCAAGGAAUUGGGUCGGUUCCAGCAGUUGCAGGUCCUGGAGGCGUUGGAGCCGUACUCGCUCUUUCUAUUCACGAAGAUUCUGGGGUGGACGAUUGCAGAGACACAGGUGCUGAUAGCCGGGGUGCGAGCGGAUAUCAAGAAUCGAGAGAUACAUAUGUACAACUGGGUACAUUUCACGUACGGCAGGAAACCUCUAGAUGCGCCUGGGGGGUCGUGA